AUGAACACUGCCCUGCAUGAGCUGUCUGAGCUGGAGCGGCAGAACGUGGCCAAGCAUGCCCCCGACGUGGUCCUGGACACCUUGGAGCCCCUGAAGCAGCAGCACCUCUCCUCCUGUGGGUCCAAACCCCCCUCUGAGCCCCCUGGCAGCCCCCUCCACACCAACACCAUGGCCAUCCGGGACCCUGACGCCGCCCUGCGCCGUAGCAGCAGUUCCUCGUCCUCCGAGACCAUGAGCACCUUCAAACCGGCCCUGACUACACGGAGGCCCAGCGCCCCACUCAGGCCGCCUCCGGUCAGACCGCUCCGGCCUGCUCCCAUCCACCUGGGACAUGGCCAGGGACAGGGGCAGCACAGGUCCAGUAGUUCCAGCUCCUCAGGCCUGGGUAGUCCAGCAUCUAUCACCCCCACAGACAGGGUGUUCCCCAAGGCUCCGUCCCCGUCCCCCUCCACUUCCUCCUCGUCCUCAGACAAACAGGGUCACAUGUAG
Salmo salar (Atlantic salmon) is the source of this 489-nucleotide messenger RNA. Lineage: Eukaryota; Metazoa; Chordata; Actinopteri; Salmoniformes; Salmonidae. The record is from RefSeq and is a predicted model, not a curated record.